AUGUCUGGCAGGGGUGGCGGCAAGAAGGACAAGGGCCUUGCUGGCAUGGGGCCGCCACCACCCAAGAGGGCCAGGGGCGAAGCGGCUGCUUCAAAAGCAGGUGCUAAUCCUACUAUUCGGGUGUGCUUGGUGUGCCGGAAGAGCGACCAGGACGUCGACUGGCCCAAGACGCCUGGCGCGCCACCUGACGCAUGCUUGGUCUGCUUCACCGUGUAUGGCCCUGCACAGCUCUUCGUCAAGUGGAAUGACUGGGCGGCGUCGUACCAUGCAGGAGGCGCGCACAAGGACAGCGUCGACGACGCCAGGAGGCUCCACCCGAACAUGCAGGCAGCAUCGCAAGCCUUGGCGCCAGUCGAGGUUUCGGACGGCACGGGCACUAUCGUCGAGAUCUUCCGCGAGGGCAUGUGGAUGCCAGCGGCUAACAUCAGCAGGGAGACGCAGAAGAGCACCCCGAGGCAGCUCAAGAUCGGCGACCCCCUCAAGCUCACAUUCUUGGAUGGCCAAGAGUUGAAGGGCUACAUCUUCAACGACAAGCCAGGCGCCGCAGGGGACAUCAGGAUAAGGGUUGGCGUGCAGGCGAGAGUCGAUUCGAGGAAAGUCACCUUGCCCCUGGCUGGCCAGGUCGUCCAAGGCCUCGGGGGCCUCGCAGUCAAGCACGCGAGGGACCACGACGCGACGGGUGCGCACGCCAAGGGUUUCCUUUCUUUCUUGGAGACUGGCGCGACUCCGUGGGCCGACAUUCUUGCGAGGGGCGAGAGGGCCCACAAAGGCCGCCUUGCCCGCCGCUCGGGCAGGAUCCCUGGUGGCCCUGGUGAUGAGGACGAAGACUACGAGUACGUCGCGUCCGACGACGGGGCAGAGGUCGACCCCUUCGCAUCCCCAGCGCCGUCCCGCGUUGCAUCGGGGAGUGGUGGCUCCCCGAUGGACACCGGAGGAUCUGGCUCCGCUGCGGCUGCGGCUGGGGCCGCUGUGGCGGGCACGGGUUCUGCGCCGCCUUCGCGCCCGCCCUCGAGCCCAGCUCCUUCGAGCCCGAGGGUGCCUGUGACGAAGCCACCUCAGCGCACCGUGAAGAUCCACAUCGCCGUCGAUGGCUUGAAGAAGGCCGUGUUCGAGGUGGCCAUGGACUGGAGCACCAGGGCUGAUGAUGAUGACGGCGUCUCCGACAACGAUGACGACGGAGCUUCGUCGGUCAGGUCGAGCGGGUCUGGCAGCGCGGCGGUGUCUGCAGCAAGGGCGAACCGCACCUCCAGGGGUGGCAAGAACCCGACUUAUUGGAUCGAGAAGUUGAAGGUCUUGCACGCGCUUUUGGGCACUACUGACAAGCGCGACGUGCACCACGCUAGUGAGUGCGCCGCUAAGUUCAAGCUGAAGUUCCCGAACGAUGACACAGCUCCGAAGCUCCAGAAGCACCUGAUUCGCAUCGGCGUCCUCCUGAAGAUCUCUCCAGCAGAAGUCCCCUCUACGGCAUGGCCAGACAUUAGGAAGGCGUACCUGGAGAUGUGCGUGAUCGAGCAUCCCCCCCUUGGUGUGGGGCUGCUUGCGCUCGUGGGCAAGAGAGCUACUGAGCUGGCUACCGCGUCUACCUCGGGCAUGAGCAUUAGGGAGACGGACAUCAAGGACCUUGCGGCAUGCGUCACGCCGUGGCGUACAGAAGGUGCAGCAACAGCUGAUGAGCCAGCAAUGUUUGAUGCCCUGCGCCCUCAGAUCCACCCGAUUGCUCCGAUCCUGACUGGCGCCGUGCAGGCCCACACGAUGGCGAAGUUCCUCGUUCAGAAGUUCGUGUGCCUGAUCAUUUCGUCAACCAACAACGAGAACAUAUCAUCCCACAUGUCGGCGGUCCGCACUCUCACGACUCUUUUGGAUUUGCCCGACGACGUCGACGUCCAUCACGAAGUCAUGUCCUUAUGCGACAGCCUCUACUUGAGCUUUCGCGCUUUCGAGGCCGUGCUCUGCGUCGGCAUCACGACUGAUACCAGGUUCGAUUACCUUUGCGACGUGGAGGCCUUGUACAAGGCAUCUGAGAAGACAACUGGAAAAUCUGUAUUGCAGGACAUCGGUUGUGCAGUCAACCGCAAUGAGUUCUUGGGUAGUAGACUUUCUCGUAUGAUUCAGAAUAUCGAUAUCAUCAGGGACAAAUGCCCAGCAGUGCAGAGGCUCGUCGUGCGGCUCACUGCCCUGGACGAUACCGCCGAGAUCGAGGAGUUGACAAGCACGAUGACUGAAGCGUUGAACUACUUUAAGCAGUACGCGAUGCUCUUCCCGCAAGAGUCGUGUGAGAAACUGGAGGAACUCAUCCAUUCUACUGGAACAACGUUGUUCGACAAGCUGAAGCAGGCACCGACCACUGAUGAAGAUAAAUCGGCUAAACUCUUGACUGACGCACAGCGCCUUUUCCAGAGUUGCUGGACGGCGUUCCCAACCUUCGAGCAGUACGACAUGUUCAUCCAGGGUUGUGCCGAGAUCUUGAGCAGCAGUGUCAACAAGAAUUUCACAGCGACAGUUUGCAAUCUUCUCGAAGAACUCCUCAGUGCUUCCGAAUCCGCACGCGACGCUGAUCCUCUCGAGAAGCUUGUGCAGGUCUUGGAUGAGCGCAGCGGCCUGCUCUCCGCGGACGAGUUCGAGAAAGGCGAGGCCGCCCUUUUGAAGAUCGCCAAGAGUAUAUUUCGCACGAUGGCCAAUCUCCUUGACGAUCCGGACGGGGGGCCACAGUGCCUUUUCACAGACAUACUUGCUGUGUGCCGCGCGCUGUACCAGGUUUUGAGUGGGUGCAUGCACGCCUGCAGAGAGGAGAACAAGAAAUGCGUCCGCACCCUGCACACCACUACGAAGUACAUCGUGGACGUGCUGGAGAGGGUACGGCCUGCGGAAGCAGAUAAGAAGGAAGUCGAUGUUCAGCACAUCAUCGCCAUGGAGAUGGGGCUGGUCGCCAUCAUCUCCGAGCUCGUCACCAAAAACGCCCCACUCAUCGAGAACCUCUUCCGCGUGUCUCAGGCCAGGGCCGAGGGCAGCGACAACAUUUGGUCUAGAGACCUCCCCGAUACAAACAAAGAUUGGGACGCCUUCUGCGAAUCGUGCCAGGGCUCGCUGCUGAAGCUAGACGCGGACGGGCUGUCUAAGCUCAUCUCUAACUGCGAGGUCGAGAAGGAGAAGUACGCCGAGAUCAAGAACAUCUUCGGUGGCGACGACGCGGAGUGGCUGGAUAUGAAUGGGGCUCUCGUCCAGGCUCGCGUUGCCGACGCCGCCCACAGGCUCAUGAGGAUUUACUUGGACAAAUCGAUGGAUAAGCCGUCGAUGCGCAGUGCGACGUUGGCCGAGGUUCAGAGCCACGCGAAGAACGGCAUCACGAAGGACGUGCUCCCAGCCUUGCUCGUGCGGCGCAUGCAGGCUGCCAUGAAGCUGCAGACGUUCCCUUGA
Molecule: messenger RNA, 3414 nt
Organism: Prorocentrum cordatum
Lineage: Eukaryota; Dinophyceae; Prorocentrales; Prorocentraceae
Source: the annotation of a GenBank genome assembly